Kwoniella botswanensis is the source of this 1656-nucleotide messenger RNA. RefSeq lists its product as uncharacterized. The transcript is spliced from 11 exons. Gene Ontology annotation, cellular component: plasma membrane. Gene Ontology annotation, biological process: transmembrane transport. NCBI's taxonomy places the organism in Eukaryota, Fungi, Basidiomycota, Tremellomycetes, Tremellales, Cryptococcaceae. Bases 1 to 1656 code for a protein of 551 amino acids. Gene Ontology annotation, molecular function: transmembrane transporter activity. The record is from RefSeq and is a predicted model, not a curated record.
AUGUCGAAAAAGAAAAUACUUGUUGUAUACUUUGGCAUAGGGCUGGCUCUCAUCAUAUCAUUCAUGGACCAGACUGCGGUGACAACAGCGGCACCCACAAUCGGAACGGACAUCAACGGAUCGGCGAGCAUAUCUUGGUUGGGAACCUCUUAUCUUGUGGCCAAUUGCGCUUUUCAGCUGGUUUAUGGCCGACUGUCCGAUAUUUUUGGGAGAAAGAUGAUGCUACAAGCAGCUCUCUCCUUCCUUGUCACUGGCAAUCUUUUGUGUUCAUUCGCCAAGACACCUGUCCAGCUGUACGCAUUCCGAGCGAUUAGCGGUAUAGGCGGAGGAGGGAUAAAUAAUAUAGCAAUGGUCAUCGUCUCAGAUAUCGUUCCUCUCGCCGAGAGGGGGAAAUAUCAAGGACUAAUAUCGGGAGCAACAUCCUUAGGAAAUGCAAUCGGUCCAUUUGUUGGGGGAGGAUUGGCCGGGGCGAAUCAGUGGAGGUGGCUUUUUCGAGUUAUCACAAUACUCGGUAUCGUCACGAUGGCGAUGAUUCAUCUUAUCAUCCCUCUCAAGCCGGUCACAGGCUCAAUGUCCCGUAAAUUGAUGCAGGUCGAUUAUUUGGGAGUCUUGAUGUCUUCGGCAUCCAUAAUGCUUCUUCUGGUGCCUAUCUCCGGAGGAGGUAGUACUUUCGCCUGGUCAAGUCCCACGGUCAUUGUGCUGUUGAUCAUUGGGGCCAUAUGCGGAAUCAUCUUCUUGAUUGUAGAGGGCAAAGUAGCUAAAUUACCCAUCUUACCUUUACGGCUGUUUCGUCUGAGGACGCCUUGCCUAAUCAGUUUCCAGUCAUUUUUCAUUGGUAUGAUAUACUUUGGGAAUCUAUUCUAUGUUCCCAUCUUUUUCCAGUACUGUAAGGGUUACACUCCUUUAUUCUCCGGAGCCCUGGUUCUUGUCUACACACUUCCUCAAGCUGUGUGGGGAGUAGGGGCAGGGUUCUAUAUAUCGAAGACCAAUCAUUACAAGCGAAUCAUCGCGAGCGGUGCGGCUCUUUGGACCUUGGCUCUGGGACUUCAACUUGUCUGGAAACCAUCUACCCCUUUGGGCGUUCUAAUAGCAUUUCUGGAGAUAAACGCCGUGGGCGUUGGAUUUAGUUUACAGACUACGUUGAUCGCUGCACUCGCCACAACAAAGCCAAAAGACCGAGCUGUGGUGACAGCGUCGCGGAAUUUCUUCAGAACGAUGGGAGGUGCCUUUGGCCUGGCGUCGGCUAGCGCGAUUUAUCAAGCUGUAGUUUCGUCUAAAUUCUCGCAAAUUACUAGCUUGUCAGAAACUGAAAAGCUGAACCUUCUGGACUCCGCACUCGGGAAUCUAUCUUCCCUGUCUUCCGAAGCCGGAGGUCAAGUGCGGAAUGCGUAUAACGAUGGGCUACGGAUGGUAUUCGUAGCUUUUACGGUCUUUAGUGGAGCUUCUCUGCUCCUAAGCUUGUUUAUCGAGGAGGUCCUGUUCGCAAAGGAUAAGCCAACAGAACCUGACAAGUCGGUCCAGAUUGAUGAUGGGUCAACUCCAUCGACCGGUACAGAUGAAUCUCAAGAGACAGAGUCUAUGAAAUCGACAGUAUUAACCGACGGGCUAGAUAUAGAAGUAGCUGCUGUACCUUCUGCGGGAUCGAAGGUACAGUAG